This is a messenger RNA of Mesoplodon densirostris (Blainville's beaked whale), 1978 nucleotides long. RefSeq names its product suppressor of cancer cell invasion (gene SCAI). The transcript is spliced from 18 exons. Gene Ontology annotation, molecular function: transcription corepressor activity. Gene Ontology annotation, biological process: DNA-templated transcription. Lineage: Eukaryota; Metazoa; Chordata; Mammalia; Artiodactyla; Ziphiidae. Gene Ontology annotation, cellular component: nucleus. The record is from RefSeq and is a predicted model, not a curated record. Bases 50 to 1870 code for a protein of 606 amino acids.
GCGAGCCCUACGGCCGCCGGAGCAGCUCCCGCGGCGGAGCAGGAGCCGGAUGGUCAGAGGAGCCCGGCAGCCCCAGCAGCCGCGGAGUCGCCUGGCCCCAAGACUGACUGGCACAGUGGAGAAACCACCUCGAAAACGGAAAAGCAGGACUGAAUUUGCUCUUAAAGAAAUCAUGUCCUCUGGAGGAGCUGAAGAUGACAUCCCACAGGGAGAGAGGAAAACAGUUACAGAUUUUUGUUACCUUCUGGAUAAAUCUAAGCAACUGUUCAACGGGUUAAGAGAUUUGCCACAAUAUGGGCAGAAGCAGUGGCAGUCUUAUUUUGGAAGAACUUUUGAUGUUUACACCAAACUCUGGAAGUUCCAGCAGCAGCACCGACAAGUCUUGGAUAAUCGGUAUGGCUUGAAGCGGUGGCAAAUAGGGGAAAUUGCUUCUAAGAUUGGGCAGCUAUACUACCAUUAUUACCUGCGCACAUCUGAGACCAGCUAUCUGAAUGAGGCUUUCUCCUUCUAUUCUGCAAUCAGGCAGAGAUCAUAUUAUUCUCAAGUCAAUAAAGAGGACAGACCUGAGUUGGUAGUUAAGAAGCUACGAUACUAUGCAAGAUUUAUAGUAGUUUGUCUUCUUCUCAACAAAAUGGAUGUUGUGAAGGAUCUGGUGAAGGAACUCUCGGAUGAAAUUGAAGAUUAUACUCACCGCUUUAAUACUGAAGAUCAAGUGGAAUGGAACCUGGUGCUUCAAGAAGUAGCAGCUUUCAUUGAGGCAGACCCUGUGAUGGUAUUAAAUGAUGAUAAUACCAUUGUUAUCACGUCUAAUCGCCUUGCUGAAACAGGAGCCCCAUUGCUGGAACAGGGCAUGAUUGUGGGACAGUUGUCUCUGGCUGAUGCACUCAUUAUUGGUAAUUGUAAUAACCAGGUUAAGUUCAGUGAACUAACUGUUGACAUGUUCCGGAUGUUACAAGCCCUGGAAAGGGAGCCAAUGAAUUUAGCUUCCCAGAUGAAUAAACCAGGAAUGCAGGAAUCAGCUGACAAGCCUACCAGGCGAGAAAACCCCCACAAGUACCUGCUCUACAAACCAACGUUCAGCCAACUAUACACAUUCUUAGCAGCAUCUUUUAAGGAGCUGCCUGCCAAUAGUGUGCUUCUGAUUUACCUGUCAGCCACUGGCGUUUUCCCCACAGGUCGUUCUGAUAGUGAAGGUCCUUAUGAUUUUGGAGGGGUACUUACUAAUAGUAACCGGGAUAUUAUAAAUGGAGAUGCCAUUCACAAACGAAAUCAGUCCCACAAGGAAAUGCACUGCCUUCAUCCUGGAGAUCUCUAUCCCUUCACAAGGAAGCCCCUGUUCAUCAUUGUGGAUUCAUCCAAUAGUGUUGCGUAUAAGAAUUUCACAAACUUAUUUGGACAGCCACUAGUCUGCUUGCUUUCUCCUACAGCAUAUCCAAAAGCUUUACAAGAUCAAUCUCAACGAGGUAGCCUCUUCACUCUCUUUUUGAACAAUCCUCUAAUGGCCUUCCUAUUUGUCUCUGGAUUGUCAAGCAUGCGUAGAGGCCUAUGGGAAAAGUGUCAAGAAUAUCUUCGAAAAAUCAACCGCGAUAUUGCCCAGCUACUGACCCAUUCACGUUCAAUAGAUCAGGCAUUUCUCCAGUUUUUUGGAGAUGAAUUUCUUCGCUUGCUUCUCACAAGAUUUAUCUUUUGUUCAGCCACCAUGAGGAUGCACAAGAUUUUUCGGGAAACACGAAAUUAUCCAGAAUCAUAUCCACAACUGCCAAGGGAUGAAACAGUGGAGAACCCUCACCUCCAGAAGCACAUUUUGGAAUUAGCAUCCAUUCUGGAUGUGCGAAACGUGUUCCUUGAGAAUACCAUAGAUGACUAUUAAAGCAAAAAUCCUCUGUUGAAACAAGUUUUCAUUUGCCACAGAUUUUAAAUGGUGCAGUUUUCUAAUGUGAUGACAGACACAUAGUGGUGUUAUUUCGUUUUUAUUUUU